AAAGCAGUCAGCAUGAGUCCGUAGGCAGGACACCAUCAAGUGAUUUUCAAGAGAAGACCAGAGUAGAAGAGAAGACAAGUAAAAAUAGGGGAAGAAAGCACAAAGAAGGGAAUAGUUUUCUUCUGGUCACCAUGGCUGGGAGGAGGAUCAUUCUGCUUCUGGCUCUGUGCCUGCUGUCCAUCUCGGCGCAGUCAGAGGAAGAUGAAUGUCCCAUAGGAUUCAACUUGGAGGAUGACCGAUGCAUUGAUAACGACGAGUGUGAAGUGCAAGUCUCUGCUGCCGACAGUGGACCAUGUAGAGAGAACGCAGAGUGUAUCAACACUGUUGGCAGCUUUUCCUGCAAGUGUCUUGAUGGUUACCAAAGCCUGCAAGAAGGAUUUCUCAUGUGUCAAGACAUAAAUGAAUGUUGGGCCCGCCAAGACACAUGUGGACCGCGGGCCACGUGUGUCAACAGCAUUGGAAGCUACCAAUGUGUGUGCAAGAAGGGCUUUGCUGCCAGUGCCAGAGGGCGCCAAGGUGGUCAUGACUGUGACGAUGUGGAUGAGUGUCUGAAGGACAAUAUUUGUGGAAGUAAUGCGACGUGCAUCAACACAGAAGGCAGCCAUCACUGCGUCUGCAACGUGGGCUUUGCAAACAAGUCAGGCGGACUCACCUUGACUUCCAAUGAAGAGCUGUGUGAAGAAAUAUGUCCGACAAUUAACUGCGGAAAUGGAAGCUGCCACAUUGGAGCCACGGGCCACUACUGCGCAUGCCAUGCCGGGUCCACCAAUUAUGGCGAGGAAGCUGCUCCUUGCAUGGCAUUAAACUGCGAUGCGUUCAAGGACACAAAAGAUCUGAAAGAGAACCUUCCCAUCGCUCGUGAUCUGAUGAUGCGGCUUGAGAGAAGCUGUGUGAACUUCACAGGGAGCGGAGACCCCAAAGUCUUGGAUGGAGAGGAGCUGGUCUCGGCAUUGUUGGAUCUAAUUGACCAGGUCUUGCUCACCGGGGUCCUCAGAGACAACAAGAAAGUGUCCAUCUUUCUGGACAUAGUUGAGAGCGCUCUGAGAUUGGUAGGACUUUUCAUAAAAACCCCCAGAGCAAGGAGAUCCUCCACCUACACGGAACUGGAACUGCUUUCACACAAAGGACCGGUUCCACCUGAGGGUGCUGUGACCUUAUCAACCAAGCCAGUGGAGUUGGAUAUCCAGAUGAGUACCGUGGCUGGAGAUCCCUCCCAGUUCCCAGGUUUUGCUACCGUGUUCCUGCUCAGCUACGCCAACCUGGAGGUCCCCACGAGCGGUUACUACAGUGGCAUGGAUCUGCAGACGAACCGGAGUUUCGUCAUCAACUCCAAAGUAGCGACCGUCUCCGUCACCAACGCCAACACAAGUCGCCUGGACGCGCCCGUCACGCUAACUUUUCACCACAUCCAACAGGUGAAUGGUAGUCAGCACACCUGUGUGUUCUGGGAUGGCUCCCAGGAGGGCGGCAGCUGGUCUUCAAGCGGCUGCACUCGGGUGGAGUCCAACGCCGAGUCCACCGUGUGUUCCUGCGACCACCUCAGCUCCUUCGCCGUGCUCAUGGCGCUCUACGACGUGGAGCCCAGGUUUGAGUUGCAGUUCCUCACCCGGGUGGGCCUGACCCUGUCACUCAUGUGCCUGCUGGUGUGCAUCUUCACCUUCUCGCUGGUGCGCCCCAUCCAAGGCCCCAGGACCACCAUCCACCUGCACCUGUGCAUCAGCCUCUUUGUUGCCGUCCUCAUCUUCCUCGGAGGCAUUACUCGGACAGAGAACCAGAGUGUCUGUGCGGUGGUGGCCGGCCUCCUCCACUUCUUCUUCCUGGCGUCCUUCUGCUGGAUGUGUGUGGAAGGCGUGCAGCUCUUCAGGAUGGUCAUCUUGGUGUUCAACACCAACUUCCGGACCCUCUACAUGAUGGCAGGCGGUUACGGCGUCCCGGCAGUGAUCGUGGUCAUCUCCUCUUUGAUCCACCCACAAGGAUACGGCACAGACAAAUAUUGUUGGCUGAAGCUGGACUUCAUCUGGAGUUUUUUGGGUCCUGUUUGUGUCAUCAUUGCUGUAAACAUUGUCUUCUUCCUUAUUACCAUUUGGAAGCUGGUGCAGAAGUUCUCAAGUUUGAACCCAGAGAUGGACACCUUGCAGAAAAUCAGGGCAUUCACCAUUACUGCAGUAGCCCAGCUCUGCGUGCUGGGCACCACGUGGAUUUUUGGCUGCUUCCAAUUUGGGGAAAGCACAAUAGUCAUGUCCUACCUGUUCACCAUCUUCGCCAGCCUGCAGGGGGUCAUGCUCUUCACCCUGCACUGUCUCUUCUCCAAACAGGUAAGGGACGAGUAUGGAAGCUUCCUGUGCAGUACACCGCCCAAGAAAAACUACAAAGAGUUCAGCUCGCUUUCCAGCAGACCGCAGGCGUCCAACAGCACCCAGGACACGGGAGAGUCGCGCAUCUGAGGAGAAACAAACUCGACAACCGCUGGCCGUCAUCCAUUUGCACUCGAUGCAGCAGUUUGCCAAACGACAGCAACCGGCGCUAGUCUUCAUGAACAUGUUCAUC
Messenger RNA from Entelurus aequoreus (snake pipefish), 2547 nucleotides. RefSeq names its product adhesion G protein-coupled receptor E2. Lineage: Eukaryota; Metazoa; Chordata; Actinopteri; Syngnathiformes; Syngnathidae. The record is from RefSeq and is a predicted model, not a curated record. Gene Ontology annotation, biological process: cell surface receptor signaling pathway; adenylate cyclase-activating G protein-coupled receptor signaling pathway. The coding region runs from base 132 to 2444 and encodes 770 amino acids. Gene Ontology annotation, cellular component: membrane. Gene Ontology annotation, molecular function: calcium ion binding; G protein-coupled receptor activity. The transcript is spliced from 19 exons.